ACGCUCGUGCGAUUGAAUAUUCCAUCCGGAAAUGGUGGGCCCGGUCAGAGUGCCGUAGAAUUGCUUACUAGCGAAAGCGAUCCACGCUCAGCGCCGGCAAUGAUGGACAGACUAUCGAGCUCCAAAGUCACGGUCGAGUAUCACGAUCCGUCUGGUCUCUUUCCACUUGUUCAGGAGCAAUUAGUCUCACGGUUUCCACUCAGAAAUCUACACUGGAAGUCGCCCACCCGACCUCUACGAUCCAUCGACUCAUUACACGUUGAUCUUGUACCAAGUUCCGAUUCUGUUCAAGCACCUGGAUCCAGUUCGACAGGUUUGGCUGCUCCAGAUGUAGCCCAAGGCACCUCUACACCGACAACUACGGAGCAUUCGCGGGGCCCUUCAAAGGAAAGACGACAUCAAAUUCCAGGCCUGCGGAGAACGCCCUAUUUAAAAGUAUACCUUUUGAGAUGUGAUGACUCCGACAGUUACAAGGCUAGUGUGCGUAAGCAACUGCGAGAAUGGGUGAAGACGCACACGCCGCCUUCCCAGAGUAGUUCGUCUGCUAGCACCCAGGAGAAUCACGAUGCUUUUGAAUGGAUGAUUCUGCAUGUCGUUGUUCCGGACACGCCUGCGGCCAGUCAGCCUCGGGGCUCCUCUAACGCAGCCACCGGAGAAAAGGAAAAGACCAGUAGAAUGUCGCGAUUUACAGGUGGAACGACGACCAUCCUUGAGAAAAUCCGUGCCGAUUUCAACAACGCUUCGAAGUCUGCUCCUGACCGCGUAGCCCAGAUACGCCUUCCGAAGGAGCAAGUACCACCGCACAUACUCCCCACCACCGCGUCGGUAACGAGCCCGCCCAUAGCUGAGAGCCCACAGGAGCAGGAGCGUGUAUGGAAUGAUGUUAUUGCCAAAUUCAAGGUCCUAAUAUUACUUUCGUUUGAUCAACGUGUCAGUCACUACGAAGAAGACAUCCGCGAAAAAGACUCACAGCGGGUUCUUCCAGGCUGGAAUUUCUGCACUUUCUUCAUGCUCAAGGAAGGGCUAGCGAGAGGGUUUGAAAGUGUCGGUUUGGUUGAAGAUGCACUCCUUGGAUACGACGAGCUCUCUAUUGGCCUUGAUACUAUAAUUCGUGACCAAGCAACUGAAGGAGGCGUGACCACAGGCGGUGUACUAUCGGAUUACACCGAAAAUAUUUAUGAGCAAGCCUCAGACAUUCUCAAACGGUCUCAAAAAGAGAAUGGGUCUCGUAAAGAACCUCAGCCAUAUCUUCGCGACGAGAGCCCGAUUAACGCGACCAAGAAAGAUUAUCGUGGACUCAUUCUUUCCAAUAACAUCUCCAUCUUCGACUUCCAUACGUACAUAUUUGCGCGGCAAAUGUCGCUCCUGUUACGGCUGGGCAAUUCUCAGUCGGUGAGAUCAGAUUUGGCGGCGAAGUUGCAGCCAAGACCGAGCGCUGGUAUGCUCCAGCGAUCGGCAGAUGACAGCUCCGUUGGAACGAAAUCAACUACGUCCACCAACGAUUCGGAAGAUUUAUUUUCGCUGACAGAACUUUGCUCGCGGGCUCUUCACUUCAUCACUUUUGCGGGGAGGCUUCUGCGUAGUGAUUUGAUAAACGGUGCGAAAGCCCAUAACACCACCUUCUCAGAUCGCUUGGUAGACAAUAUCGUUCGAUCAUGGACAUUUGCUGCACUUGAGCAGAUAUUGACAGAGACUUCUACUUCCUCGCUACCGUUCACAAAGUUUACAUCCGCGGAGGGAACUGGGUCAUCGAGUAAAACACUCCCGUUUGGGCGAAAUGCCAAAGAACAGAAGUUAUCCCUUGCUGAGCCCAAGUCUAUGUCGCAUCCAACGCGUUCUUCUUCGUUGAAUGCAGGUCAAGGUGGGCGUCCACAGUCCGCAAUGGACCCACCUUACUCCCAAAACCCCCCAACUGGCCAAGUGGUUUUCGAAAAUGGACAGUAUCGCGACCGCCACCCGAACCAAGAUAGUUCACUGCCGCAAGCAAAGAAUGGACAGCAGGAACUUGCAGGCGCCCGAGCCCAAUUGCUUGUCGUUCAAAGACGUAUUCUAGAGCAUGUGGGCAAAUCACUAGGGUGGAAUAUCGGUUGGGCGGCAAUUGUGUUGGUCCUCAAUCCAAAAGAAGAGCUCAGCGAAGUUGAUCUUAGCGAUGAAAAGAGUGGUUCAGAUGGAGAGAGCGAAGCUGAAUCGGACACCAAAGAGGGUGAAUCCGAAAUGAAAGAGGAAAGUCCUGUCACAACUCCUACUGUCGGCCUUUUUGCUACUAAGAUAGUGAAUGCCGUUCUAUCUAUCGAUCAAUUUCGACAAUCUUAUGAGGCUUUGAGCGACUUGAUUGUCAAACACUACAUGGCAGCUGGCCAAGCCAAGUCAGGAGAGAGUAUUAUGGGUGAUUUGGCCGCGCUUCGAUUUGAGCUCGGGGAUUUUGCUGCUGCUGCCAUGUAUUUUGGACGGAUGGCCUCUAUGUUUGCAGAAACAAGAUGGAAUACCGUAGAAACUACCAUGCUCAAGAUGUAUGCACAGUGUCUGAAGAGACUGAACCGCAAGGACGAGUAUCUCCGCACCCUUCUCGACCUACUGGCCAAGUCCGCUGCGAGCCGGAUAAUGACCCAGUCUGCCUCCAAAAGAGCGAGUGCUGAAAUUGUACCCCGCGACUUACCAAGAGAUUGGCUAGACGACGAUCGGGUUGACACUACAGGCGUUCUAACAGAAUCCAUUGAGUAUUCGCAGCAGCUCACGUACGAUAUGAACGUGCAGAUGGUUCAAUACUUCAAUGACAUUGCAGUUGAGCCAUAUGUGCGACAUUUUGAGGACAAGGACGGCUUCCAGCUGAGACUACAGUUUCGACAUGUUUUGGAGGACGAUAUAGAACUAGAUCAAGCAAGAGUGCGCUUGAUCAGUGCUACAUCAAUACAGGGCAAAGACAUCUGGCUAGAAAGUUCAGGCCCUAUCCAGGUCAAGAAGGGACUGUGUAAGGUUUGGGUGGGCAGCAAUAUCAACACCAUUGGCUCGUAUUCCGUCGACCGGAUUGUUGUACAAUCAAAGCGAGUUGUCUUCAGUCAUGAACCAUUUAAAAAGGCUGAGACAUCCACGCCUCUUGGAAUCAUGACGGCCGUGCCUACAGUAUCGGCGCAAGUUGCUAAGAAGUCCAGAGUGCACUGCUUCCCUCGCACGGAGGCCUUCCGCGCCCGACUUUACCUGGCACACUUUAUCCACAUCGACAAACCUCGCCAUGUCGAGAUUGAGUGUGCAAGUGGUUGGAACAACAUACAGAAUAUGGAGAUAAGACUUAAGGCUGCAUCUGCAGGACUCCGCAUCCGAACUGCAAACGCAUCUGGAGAUUUGAAAAUCGACGGAAAGCCUACACCUGGUGUCAUGACAAUCGGUGCUAUGCCGGCCGAUGGUAGAGCGACAUUCAGAAUACCUUAUGAGACAGAGUCUAUACUGCAAGACUUGUCCAUAAAGCUAGAGAUUGACUACACUACAGAGAACGGGUCAUUUCAGUUUUAUGAUUCAUUCACCAUUCCAGUGGAGCUCCCUCUCGACGUCAAUGUGCAUGAUCAUUUCAAAAACGACUCUCUCUUUUCGAAAUUCAACAUCAAGACUGCGAGUCAAGUGCCGCUGGAAAUACUCAAUGUUUCCCUGGAUGGUGCUGGCGAAUAUGAGGUCGCAGCCCCAAAACUGCCUCGAGACCCUGUGCACGUUUUUCCCAAACAGCCUGUCGCGAUUACAUAUAAGAUCACAAAAAGUCCCUCUGAUUCUCAGCAGCGCCAAAAAAGUCAAGCUCCUAAUAGCGGAAGUCUUGCACUGGCUGUGGAGUAUCGCUGCCUCGACGAAGAUGUCGUGGAUCGAUUGCGGGUGAUGUUUUCGGACGCGGUAGAGAACAGUUCGGUUCGCCGAUUGGCGCGUCUUCUUGUCAGUGUUUUCGUCGAUCGUCUGUUUCAACGUGUGCUUCCCAGUCAAUACGAGAAGAUUGCGUUACUAGAGAAGAUAGAUCUGGGCCUGUUCAACGAUAUGGGAUGGGGAGAAUGUAUCGAAAGUCUGCCGCAUGCAUUGCGUGAUGACACUCGAAACUGGCUCCAACAAUGGCACGAGACUCAUCGGAUCAUCCUGCUAUCCAAGGCAACGGACCUCGCAACGCCUCUUCCAAAUACUGCGCCCCUAUCGCCUCAUCCGCAUCGGCGCAUGAUCAUAACCGUAUCAGUACCACAAACCCAUAUUCUUCACACAGCCUUCCUAGAGCCGAUAUCAUCAGAGGCGUUCUCGCACGGAUCAACCGUCGCCGUCGUGGGGCAGCCAUUAGUCACCGUGCUCCGCAUUAAGCACACUCGUCAAUGGGCGCCCCCGGACAGCCUCAUGUCUGCCGCAAAUCUCGCCUCACCAACCGACCCCAUCGAGUUCGUCUACAGUCUCGAUGCCAAUCCCGAAAUUUGGCUUGUGGCGGGGCCCCGCCGCGCCCAUUUCAGUGCUACAGAAGGUGAAGAGCAUACGUUCUCGAUAAUGCUCAUUCCGCUGAGAGCAGGUACGGCGCUACUACCAAGUAUAGAUAUUAGGGCACGGGUUGCACCGAAGAGCGAGGAAAAGCGCAAGAGUCAAGCGAGUUCUACUGCUCCUGGCGUCGAUGCUGAAGACGAAGAGCAGUUGAAUUGCGAGACGGACUUGCUCAGCUCGGGCGAGGUGGUGCAUGUUGUUCCGGAUGUUAGGGAGAGUACGGUUGGGAUUGGAGAGAUGGGACGCGCAGCCAGUGCGGUCUGGUUGGAGGCGGAGGGGAGGUAGUUUUGCGGAGAGCGAACUGUUAAGUUUGAUGCCUUCAUUUGGGUGUGCAAUGAUUAACAGAAUGCAUAUAGAAAAAAACGCGUGUUUGCGUGGUAACAGCUCUUUUGACUUUCCAUUUUCUUCCUUCGGCAAUUGAAGUUCGGUCGGCUCUCAACAUUCACAGAAUGGGGUCGCGAAUCCAAGAUAGGCAAGAUAAAUAGCUUACAACAGUUAAGUUGUACCAGCAGUACUAUCCGAUGUGUUACAAAAGAAACAGCCAGUCUAGUCCAUACAAUUGCAAUCCUCCACCUCACUUGUACCAAAAUACAUAUACCGCCACCCAUUCUCCGAACUCCUUCGCAUCGUGUCGCCCUAGUCUUUCAUUUCACUAUUGACCAACAAAUGGAACUUCAAAAACCCCCUCUCUUUGAAAUUAAGCUCCAGAUACCUCCCCUCGCAUUCCCCACCGUUCUGUGAACGCACAGCAUCAUCGUUGCCACCACCGCCACCACCACGACUAGCCAUGUCGAGUUCAAGUCCCGAUCCGUUGAAGUCUAGAUCCAGAUGCGACAUGCGCUCUGCUAUCUUAUCCACGGCGAUAUCGUGAUCGUGCUCACAGUCGUACGCGCACGCGCUCGU
Periconia digitata is the source of this 5391-nucleotide messenger RNA. Lineage: Eukaryota; Fungi; Ascomycota; Dothideomycetes; Pleosporales; Periconiaceae. The record is from the annotation of a GenBank genome assembly.